Molecule: messenger RNA, 1119 nt
Organism: Elephantulus edwardii (Cape elephant shrew)
Lineage: Eukaryota; Metazoa; Chordata; Mammalia; Macroscelidea; Macroscelididae
Gene: ACTRT3
Product: actin-related protein T3
Exons: 2
Coding region: 1-1119 (372 amino acids)
Source: RefSeq, a predicted model, not a curated record
AUGAACCGCGACCAGCUCCCCGUGGUGAUCGACAACGGCUCGGGGGUGAUCAAGGCCGGCCUGGCUGGGAUCCGGGAGCCGCAGUCUGUCUAUCCCAAUGUGAUCGGCCGCGCCAAGGGCCAGAAUCUGGCGCCCAAGGGCUCGGAGGAAAUCUUCGUGGGCGACCAGGCGCAGGACAGGCGGAGCUCGCUGUCCAUCAGCUAUCCAGUGGAUCGUGGGCUCAUUACUUCCUGGAAAGACAUGGAGCUCGUGUGGAAGCAUAUCUAUGACCAUGACUUGAAGCUCAAGUCCUGUGAUGGCCCAGUCCUGAUCACAGAGCCAGCACUGAACCCCCUGUUUAACCGGCAACAGACUAGUGAAGUGUUCUUUGAGCAUCUGGAGGUGCCCGCCUUCUAUAUGUCCAUCCAAGGAGUCCUGGCACUGUUUGCUGCAGGCUUCACAACUGGCUUUGUGCUUAACUCGGGUGCGGGAGUCACGCAGUGUGUACCCAUCUUUGAGGGCUACUGUCUCCCUCACAGCGUCCAGCAGCUAAAUCUGGCAGGUUUUGACCUCACCAACUACCUCAUGAUGCUGUUGAAGAAUCAUAAUAUCACCCAGCAUGGUGCUGCAGACAAAAAUGUCAUUGUAGAUAUUAAAGAAAGCCUUUGCUAUGUGGCAACAGACUAUGAGGAGGAGAUAGCCAAGACACCUGAAAGUCUGGAAAAAGCUUACCAGCUGCCUGAUGGGAAGACCGUCAAGCUCCAUGACCAGCUUUGUCGUUGUCCAGAAGCCCUCUUCACGCCACGUCUCGUGAACCUUGAGGCCCCUGGCAUUGAUAAGAUGUGUGUCAACAGCAUCAUGAAAUGUGAUAAUGAUCUGAGGGGUGCCUUCUUUUCCAACAUUGUCCUUUCUGGGGGUUCAACCUCUUUUCUGGGUUUGGAGAAUCGACUAGUCAGGGAGAUAGCAAAGAUGGCACCUGCUAACACUUCUGUGCAGGUAAUAGCUCCCCCAGAAAGAAGAAUGUCUGCGUGGAUGGGAGGUUCCAUUCUUGCGUCUUUAUCUGCCUUCCAGGAUAUGUGGAUCACGGCUGCAGAAUACAAAGAGUACGGACCCAACAUAGUGCACCAAAGAUGCUUCUGA